AUGAACUCUCGGGCGAUCUACGCUGUCAUCGCCAUCCUCGCGAUCGUAAUCUCAACCGCACAGGCAAGCGUCGGCGACUUCGGAGGUUCGCUCGACUUCGUGCGAACCGGAUCUUCUUCUCUCUUCUCCGGAUGCAAAGGGUCCAUCGCUGAGUGUAUCGCUGAGGAAGAGGAGAUGGAGUUAGAUACCGAGAUCAGCAGGCGCAUGUUAGCGCAGAAGAAGUACGUUAGCUACGGUGCGAUGAGGAAGAACAGUGUGCCUUGCUCGCGACGUGGAGCUUCCUACUACAACUGCCAGCGUGGCGCUCAGGCGAAUCCUUACCGCCGUGGAUGCAGCACCAUCACAAGGUGCAGGCGUUGAAUUUGGAAAGUGAUUCAAAUUCGUAUUUUGCCUUUUUGUGUUUCUAUUUAUUUGUUCUUUUAAUUUAUUUUCCGGGAUAUAUAUAUAUAUAAUAUGAGUUUGAUUAUACACAAUGGAAAGAAACUAUAGUCUUUUGUCUUGAAACAAAAUGCUUGUUGUUUGGUUGUUCAUAUAAAUAAAUCAAAUUUGCAUA
Messenger RNA from Raphanus sativus (radish), 553 nucleotides. Its product is annotated as protein RALF-like 22. The coding region runs from base 1 to 360 and encodes 119 amino acids. The record is from RefSeq and is a predicted model, not a curated record. Lineage: Eukaryota; Viridiplantae; Streptophyta; Magnoliopsida; Brassicales; Brassicaceae. The transcript has a single exon.